This is a messenger RNA of Rotaria socialis, 225 nucleotides long. The record is from the annotation of a GenBank genome assembly. NCBI's taxonomy places the organism in Eukaryota, Metazoa, Rotifera, Eurotatoria, Philodinida, Philodinidae.
AUGACGAAUCUCAAGACAACAAAUACGGAAUUUCUUCCUCGUGAACCUCAGAAUCCUCAAGAACUUGCUGAUUUGGUUCAAAAUACAAUGACUCAAAUACAAGAAAAAUUCGGACAAAUGAGUGAUUCAAUUAUGAAAAGAAUUGAUGAUUUGGGUCAACAAAUCGAUGGUCUCGAACGUAACAUAGCACAGGUCAUCGCAAAUACAAAUGCUGAAGCUUCAUAA